Molecule: messenger RNA, 1059 nt
Organism: Kluyveromyces marxianus DMKU3-1042
Lineage: Eukaryota; Fungi; Ascomycota; Saccharomycetes; Saccharomycetales; Saccharomycetaceae
Gene: ZTA1
Product: NADPH:quinone reductase
Exons: 1
Coding region: 1-1059 (352 amino acids)
Biological process (GO): cellular response to oxidative stress
Cellular component (GO): cytoplasm
Molecular function (GO): zinc ion binding; quinone reductase (NADPH) activity
Source: RefSeq, a predicted model, not a curated record
AUGGCAUCUCUAGCUCGUCUAGCUAAUCGUCUAAGUCUAAGAACCAUGUCUAGUAGUGCUAUCCCAAGUGUUCAAAAAGUCGUUCUAAUCAGGGAAACUGGUGGUCCAGAAGUUAUCCGCUACGAGGAAGAUUUCCCAGUUCCAAAGAUCAGUGAGAACGAGUUGUUGAUCAAGAAUUCCUACGCAGGUGUCAAUUUCAUCGAGGCUUAUUUCCGUAAAGGUAUAUAUCCAUCCGAAAAGCCGUAUGUUUUGGGAAGAGAAGCAGUAGGUACAGUCGUUGCCAAAGGUGAAAAGAGCGGAGACAAGUUUGAGAUUGGAGACAAAGUUGCAUAUCUGUCCCCUGGCACUUUUGCUCAGUAUACCAAGUAUCCAAGCAAUGGGAAGAUUAUUAAAUUACCUCAAGAUAUCUCCAAGGAGAAAUUAAUCACUACAGCAGCAUCGCUAGUCCAGGGUCUAACUGCUCUAACUUUCAUCGACGAAGCAUACAGUGUCAAGAAAGGAGAUUACAUCCUUGUGUAUGCUGCAGCAGGUGGUGUUGGAUUGAUUUUGGACCAAUUGUUGAAGAAGAGAGGUGCACGCACUAUUGCUGUGGCUUCUACUGAUGAAAAAUUGCAAUUGGCUAAGGAAUACGGUGCCGAAUUUCUAAUCAAUUCUUCCAAGGAAGAUAUAGUCGAAAGGGUGAAUGAAAUUACCAAUGGACAAGGGGUUGAAGCUGCCUUUGAUUCAGUUGGUAAGGACACUUUCGAAACCACUCUCCAGGCUUUAAAGAGAAAGGGUACUUUUGUGUCAUACGGUAACGCUUCAGGUCCUGUUCCUCCUGUUCCUCUUAACAAAUUGGUCCCUAAAAAUAUAAAGCUUGUGAGACCACAGGUUUUCGGCUAUAUUACGGCAGAUGAUGAAUGGGAGCACUACUCUAGCGAACUCGUUAGAUUGAUUGACUCUGGAGAAUUGAAGAUUAAAGUGUUUAAAGUGUAUCCUUUGAAAGACUACAGGCAGGCAACUGAAGAACUAGAAGGGAGAAAGACAACAGGUAAACUUGUCCUAGAGAUUCCAGAAUGA